Messenger RNA from Oppiella nova, 417 nucleotides. Lineage: Eukaryota; Metazoa; Arthropoda; Arachnida; Sarcoptiformes; Oppiidae. The record is from the annotation of a GenBank genome assembly.
AUGACUAUAGUAGUACCGGCUGUGGACCCACUGACCGGACAGCCCAUGGCAUCGAUGAUGAGCCCCCGCACCGACAUGUCUGCCGCCAAUGUCUACGAAGGUGUGGCCAAUAGUGUGGAUCAGUUCCUCAACUCGGACUCAAUGUUCCCGCAGAUGUUGGACACACUGAAAGUCACUCAACGAUAUCCAUCUGUUUCUGGCCUUCAAGACAACGAUUAUCCCAAUCUGAACGAAAUGGGAAGCAGUGGUCAGUCGUUAUCAUUACCACAAUUCACUCCUUUGCAGACCAUUCCUCUGCCGAAGGGAUUACUCGAACAGUUCUCUCACAUACAACAGAACUGUGAGAUGGGAAUCAUGCCGGAGAUCGGGAGGGCGUGGGUCGCCAUCGACUGCUAUAUAUAUCUCUGGAAUUACGAC